GUACACAAUGGUACGUAACACGAUUGCAAUGGAGUUUCCCAUCUCCUCAAACGUUUCUCUGGUUGGAAAUUGGUUUGACGUUGCUAGGCAAUAUUCGAAAGAGGAAGUGUUUUGCAGUAUCAUCCGGGUGAAUUAGUGGUCUCAGAUAAUUCAAUAUGGCAACGCACAUGUCGAGGUGCAGAACUUGGGGCCGUGUUCAGAGGUUUGGAAUUGCAGCGUAUAGAAAGUGCAGCAGUGGCAGUGGAUAUCCCAAUAUCUCACUCUCUGCACCGUUACCAGGGAUCCCCAAACCAGUGUUUGCAGCAGUGGACAGCCAUGAACAAUGCGAGACUAAAAUCACUACUUUGGAAAAUGGCCUUAAAGUAGCAUCUCAAAACAAGUUUGGUCAGUUCUGCACAGUUGGAAUUUUAGUAAAUUCAGGCUCUAGACAUGAGACAAAAUACCCCAGUGGAGUUGCACACUUUUUGGAGAAACUUGCCUUUUCUUCCACAGCCCAGUAUGGCAGUAAAGAUGAAAUUCUUCUCACACUCGAAAAACAUGGAGGGAUCUGUGACUGCCAAACAUCCAGAGACACAACCAUGUAUGCAGUCUCUGCCGAGGUGAAGGGACUGGACACGGUAGUCAGCCUGCUCUCUGACGCUGUAUUGCAGCCACGCCUACUAGAUGAGGAGAUUGAGAUGACUAGGAUGGCUGUGCGCUUUGAGCUGGAGGAUCUGAGCAUGAGGCCUGACCCUGAACCUUUACUGACAGAGAUGAUCCAUGCAGCAGCGUAUCGGGGGAACACCGUUGGGUUGCCUCGCUUCUGCCCAGUAGAGAGCGUGGAGAAGAUCGACAAGAAGCUGCUACACAUGUACCUGCAGAGCUACUACUGCCCAGAGCGUAUGGUGCUAGCUGGAGUGGGCAUCGAACAUGAACAACUGGUGGCCUGUGCCAGGAAAUAUCUGCUAAAUGUAAAGCCAGUAUGGGGUGCCAGUACGCCUACCAAUGUCGACUUGUCUGUGGCACAGUAUACUGGUGGAAUCGUAAGGAUGGAUAAGGACAUGUCAGAUGUGAGCCUUGGCCCCACCCCCAUCCCUGAGCUCACACAUAUCAUGAUUGGCCUGGAGAGCUGCUCCUUCCUGGAGGAUGACUUUAUCCCUUUUGCCGUCCUCAAUAUGAUGAUGGGUGGAGGUGGGUCCUUCUCAGCGGGGGGUCCAGGGAAAGGCAUGUUCACUAGACUUUACCUGAAUGUGCUCAACAGGCAUCAUUGGAUGUACAAUGCCACCUCAUACCAUCACAGUUAUGAGGACACUGGCCUGCUGUGUAUCCAUGCCAGUGCAGACCCUAGACAGGUUCGGGAAAUGGUGGAGAUUUUAACCAGAGAGUUCAUUCAGAUGGCUGGGACAGCAGGAGAGAUGGAGUUGGAGAGAGCGAAAACGCAGCUCAAGUCCAUGCUGAUGAUGAACCUGGAGUCGCGGCCGGUUAUCUUUGAGGAUGUUGGCCGACAGGUUCUAGCCACAGGGAAGAGGAAGCUGCCACACGAGCUGUGUGACCUCAUCAGUAACGUUACAGCGAGUGACAUCAAGCGGGUCACAACAAAGAUGCUGUGCAGCAAGCCAGCAGUAGCAGCCCUAGGAGACCUGACAGAGAUGCCCUCCUAUGAGCACAUCCAAGCUGCCCUGUCCAGCAAGGACGGACACCUGCCUCGCAUGUACCGCCUCUUCCGAUAAACCCCCUCGUGUUUACCCAGGCAUCACUGUAUAUACUGGACACUGGCCUACACUAGUGGUCUGGCAAUGGAGCUGUGCUAAGCUCUGGGAGAGGACUAAUGUUUGGAUCUCAACUGCAAAAGAAAAGUGCUGAGAGAGUGGUGAUUUUAACUACAUUUUAUUCAGUCAGGAAAUACCCCUCCCUGUGUAUUCGGAGAGUUACAUUUUAUUGCCAGAGGAAGUUUAAUUUCCUGUUGUUCAGUAUCUUACCAGACCCAUGUUGGCUGGGACGCUUGGCAUGCCAUCCCGUUUAAUUCCAAGUAUGUUUGAAUGAGUGUGGGUGAAUAUGGCUCGAGUGCUGCAUUGCUUGAUCUGCAGGGUGACCUACAAAUGACCUUAAUCUCAGAAGGGGUUGUGAUUCUGUUCUCUAGCCUUUAGGAUAGCAAACAGGCCUUGCAAUGUCCUACUACACUGUUUUCACAGUUGAUACAGGUACUUCCUUCAAUGUUACACUUAUCAGAUUUCACAGGCUGAAGUCUCACCUAAGGCCUUGUCAUCUUCAACAGAGGGUGACUGAAAUCUGUAAGAGACACUUCUGACUAACUGCUAGCACUUCUGUCAAUGUCCCUUCUCACACACAUAGCUGAGUUGGUCACCUCUACCGCACAGGAGAUAAUGCGAUAAUAAAAUAACAUUGGGCAAUGCUUGGAUUGGUGUCACCAAUCAUGCGACUGUUGUUUCUUGUAGAUAGAUACACAUUGAUCUCCACUUAACCAGACUGAAAUAAGAUACUGUGUUGUGUAGUUAGUUUUAGUAUUCUCAGUGUUCUGCCUGCGCUCCAUUCUUUCAUUCAACCCAUUCCAACACAGUUUUGACCUCUGUAUGUAAGUAGUACUGUAUGUGUGUGCUGAUAUCCUCUCAGGUGACAGAAAAUCUUAACAUUUGUUUCUCCUCUGUUGCAAAACUAUAUUGCUAAAUUGUAAUAAUGUAUCCACAGCUUUUUCACUAUUUGUGUUUCAUCGAGACACUUCAUAUCAGAAUACUGCCACUAUUUUAUUUCAAACCAAGAUUUCUCUGGGUCCUCGAGAGAAAGUGAACCUAUUGAAUGUGAAGACCCAUAUGUGUAUCUAUAUUCAGCCCAAUUUGUUUCUGGUAAAUAAAUGUUAAUAUUGCCAUAAAA
Messenger RNA from Salmo salar (Atlantic salmon), 2868 nucleotides. It is a transcript of the gene pmpca, whose product is annotated as peptidase, mitochondrial processing subunit alpha. Gene Ontology annotation, cellular component: mitochondrion. The record is from RefSeq and is a predicted model, not a curated record. Lineage: Eukaryota; Metazoa; Chordata; Actinopteri; Salmoniformes; Salmonidae. Gene Ontology annotation, molecular function: metal ion binding; metalloendopeptidase activity.